AUGGAGUUGAAGCCCUGCAAGAUGGCAACAGCAGUUUCCCUGAUCGUCAUGCUGCUACUCCUGACAAUCGGUGGCCAGGGUGACCCAACCGGCGAUGAGUGCUCCGCCAUAAGCCGCAGCACGACGUUCCAGGGCGACUGCCACAGCAGAGACCUCUGCGUCGCGACGUGCAGAAGCGAGGGGCACGCGGCCGGCUACUGCUUCAGGGACGUCGCCGACCCGGACCACCGUGUCUGCAUGUGCACCGCGCCGUGCCCGCCGGAGCCGGUGACGACGAUGACGACGUCGCGGGGAAAUAUGGUGUAG
This is a messenger RNA of Miscanthus lutarioriparius, 306 nucleotides long. NCBI's taxonomy places the organism in Eukaryota, Viridiplantae, Streptophyta, Magnoliopsida, Poales, Poaceae. The record is from the annotation of a GenBank genome assembly.